AUGCGUCAAGUGUUCCGCGCUCUAGCGCUCGAUGGAGCUCGGCGAGUGCGCUGCGCAGCCAUGAGCGGCGGCGGCAACGGCAGCAGCGACGGAGGCGGCGGAGGCGGCGGAGGCGGCGCGGUGAGUGGCGAGGCUCGACGCGGCGUGUGCAACGUGGGGUUCGCCGUGGAGGAGCUGCACGCGAUGAGCUCCAACGACCUCAUGGCGCUCGUGCAGUAUGCGCUGCGAGAUGCGCCACGUUGGACGGAUAGCUUGCCACGUCAGACAGAUAGCUUGCCACGUCAGCACAAACCGCCGGUGGACUUGCCGCCCAUUCGCUUGUGGGACAAGCGCAGCGGCGUGAGCACUCAAGUGGAUCUGCCUCUCCUCGCAGCAUCACUGCCUCUCCACCUCCUCUCCUGCGCUGCCCUCGCCCUGCAACACGCCCGCUCGCCCGAUCCUCCUCCCCCCAACGCCCCCGCACACACUCCCCCGUCUCCUCGUCCCUCCGCCAGCCCUCCCUGCCACUCUCACGGCGACCUCCCUCGGGCGAAGCGGGCGCGGCUGGAGGGGGCGGAAGGGGGGCGUGGAGAGGUGGUGGCCCAGGGAGGGGAGGCAGGCGGGAUGGGGGGAGGCGGGAUUGGGGGAGGAGGGAUGGGGGGAAGGGGGAUGGGGAGUGCAGAAGUGGGUGAAGGGAAGACAGAAGGGCGUGUGAUGGGAGGGACGAGAAUCAGAGGGAGGGGAGAGGCAAUGGUGGAGGCAGACAGUAAGCAGGAGGAGCCGUGCAGUCGGACAGAGGGUGGGGAGCGUGCAUGGAGGCAGGCACAGGGCGAGGGGUGUGCUGUGGGUGAAGGGAAGGCAGCAGGUCAUGUGAUGGGAGGGGCGGGAGAAGCGACAUUGGAGGCGGAGAGAAAGCAGGGGCGAGCAGGCGAGGGUGAGAGAGAGGGGAAGGAGGAGCCGUGCAGUCGGACAGAGGGUGGGGAGGAGUGCGAGCAGAGGCAGCCCAAGCAAGCGAGUGAUGUAUCUACUGCUGGUCGUGGUGGUGUUGGUGGUGGUGGUGCCAGAGAUGUAACAGCAGUUGCACCUGCUUCUGCUGCAGCUCUUAGAGAUGUAACCGUACUUUCUUCUCCUCCACUUAGAGGUGUACAUGUUGCGGCUUGUAUGUCUGGGGAGAGAGACUUUUCUGCAAUCACGGGUGCUGAAGAUAUUGCAGUGCCUGCUGCUGUUACCCAUGAUGUGACAGGAGAUGAUGCUGCCAACGAUGAAAUGGGAGGUGGUGCUGCCAAAGAUGAAACGGGAGGUGGUGCUGCCAAAGAUGAAACGGGAUGUGGUGCUGCCGAAGUUGAAACAGGAGGUGGUGCUGCCAAAGAUGAAAUGGGAGGUGGUGCUUCCGAAGAUGAAACGGGAGGUGGUGGUGCAGCUGUGAAAGAUACGCAGUCAUCCGCACCCCAACCAACCGCACCCCACAUCAAGUCACCCACCAAUGGCUCCUUCCAGCCUCCUGUGUGUGGCAGCGCCCCCCUGGCAGUGACCAUCCGGCACGGGACGCGGGUGGCUAGAGUGGCGUGGUGGGGGCAGCAGCAGGGCGGGCACACGCUUGUGGUAGGCACUGGUGGUGGGGAGGUGUUUCAAGGGGACGCAGGAGGGAGUGGUGGCGACGGUAGUGGAGAGAAGGGGAGAAAGGUUGGGGGUGGCGUGGGGAGUGUUGAGGGUGAGGAAGGUGGGAAAGGGGAGGGGGGAGGAGGUGAUGAAGGGGGUGAGAGGGAGGAUGUGAGAUCUGGUGUGCAGUGCGGGAGUGGAGAGGGGAGGGGAGGCGAGGAGGGGGGUGAUCGGGAGGGAGGGGCGAGGGGGAGGAUGGAAGGGAAGGUGGAUGCAGGCAGAGAGAGGCAGAAACAGGAGAGUGCGGAGGUGGAGGGGAGGGCUGUUGACGGGGUGAGUGGUGUGAGUGUGAAGGACGGUGUUUUCACCAUCAGCAGUAGCAGCACAGCUACAGUGGGGUGGCUUUUGAGACAAGUGGAGCACGAUGGGGGAGGGAAUAGAGCGGAGCGGGUUGAAGGCGGGGAGGAGGAGGGAGAGAGGAGAGGCGAGAAGAGAAGGUGUGGAGUGGAGCCGGGGGAGGGAGGGGAGCAGAAGAACAGGAAGACGAGGAGAGUAGAGGGCCAGGGGAACAGGCUGGAAGACGGGAGGGAGAAGGGAGAUGGGAUGGCUGCAAGGGAGCGGUGUGGGAUGGCUUUUGAGGUGGGGCUGGGAGGCGAGAGAGGAGGGGAGGUGUGGCUGACGCACGUGGCCAAGGGGGUGCGCCUGCUGCACUCGCUGUGCGACCUCGCUAACCACAUGCCCCGCCUGCACCAUGUGCUCUUGGUGAGCUCGAGUGUGCGGCGGCACAUGCUGGACCUGGUCGUGCUGCUUACAGUCGCCCUCGCUGCGCCACACCAGGCCGCUGGUUUCUCCCUCUCGUCGCUUCCGCUUCAACUCCCCUGCCAGCUCCCCAAGCGCUUGCUCCGUCACACGACGCUCCCUUUCCGCUCUUCCUAUGCUGCCUGCCAACCACCCGAUAAUCCAUGUGCUUGCAAAGGAACCUCCCCUCCCCUCUCUCAUGAUAGUCUGAACUGUUCUGUUAUGCAAUCUACAACUCGUCAUGCCACGCUCUCUCAUGCCGCACUCUUUCGUGUCGCUCUGUCUUCCCCCUCCUGUCCCCCGUGGCAGCAACUGGAUGUGGGGGGCAGGGGGGGAGGAAUGAAGUGUGGCGAUGGCAGUGGUGGUGGCAGCAAUGGUGGUGGUGGCAGGAACGACCAAGGUGGUGCAGGGAGUGGCAGCAGCAGAGACGGUGAGGGGCAUGGGAUGGAUGAUGGUGGAAGGGUGGAAGCAGCAGCAGUAGGAGUAGGAGGCAUGGGAGUAAGGGGGUGCGAGCAGGCACAGGUGGCAGGCUGUGGUGGUGCUGCCACAAGUGCUGGUGAUGCUGGUGGUGCUGGUGGUGCUGGUGGUGCUGGUGGUGCUGGUGGCGGUGCUGGUGGCGGUGCUGGUGGUGCUAAUACCCACAGGGCUGCUCCUGACGGUAGUGGAGGGCAGGGGGGUGAUGGGUCAGCUGCUGCUGCAAGGGAAGGCGAAGCAGGCACAGGCAACAAGUGUGGGGAGGGCACUGGGGGGGAUGCACAGAAUAGCAUGGGGGUUGUGGCUGGCAGUAGUGACAUGCAGGAGGCAAGAGGUGUGGAUGCAGUGACGAGUGCAGGUGGUAAAGCAAGGGCAGGUGAGGCAGCGAGGGCAGAUGGUGAGGCAGCGAGGGCAGAUGGUGAGGCAGCGAGGGCAGAUGGUGAGGCAGCGAGGGCAGAUGGUGCGGCAGGCAAGGGUGAUGAGGCAUGCACAAUGGGAGGAGAGGCAGGAGGGGAGAACGUUGGAAGUAGGGAGGCAGCAUCGGGAGAUGCAGCACUUAAAAAUGCGGCAGUGGGGGAGGCGGCAGUGGGGGAGGCGGCAGUGGGGGAGGCGGCAGUGGGGGGAGCAGCACUGUAUGCGGGAACGGUGGCAUCGUGCCUGUACCUGCUGCCCGCCUUCGUCACCCCUGACUGGAUCGACACUUGCUCCGUGCUCGCCCUGCACCCCCUGGUGCGCUGCUCGCCCUGCACUCCCUCUGCUCCCAUGCUCCCCUCGUCCCCAUGCUCCCCUCAUCCCCAUGCUCCCCUCGUCCCCAUGCUCCCCUCCUCCCCAUGCUCCCCUCGUCCCCGUGCUCCCUCUGCUCCUAUGACCUCUUUCACACCCUACGCCCCAUUCGUGGCGGCCUUCCUGCCGGCGGCCUUCUCAGCCGUCACCACCGCCUUCCUCCUGCUGCACUCCCUGCUGUCGCCAUCCCUUUCCGCCUUCACACAUGCAGGCAGGAGGGUGGCUGGAGGGAGGGAUGUGGGGAGGAAUGUGGAGAGUAAUGGGAGGAGGGUUGGGGGGAGGAAUGGGGGGAGAAAUGGGGGGAGGGAUGGGGGGAGGGAUGGGAAGAGGGAUGGGGGGAGGGAUGCGGGCGGGGAUGAAGGGAGGGCAUGGCAAGAGGGCGGUGUGGACUGGGGCUCGGUGCAGGGGGUGGUGCGGCAGUGCGAGGUGGCUCUGCAGGUGCUGCACGUGCUGUGUCGCACCGAUGGGCUGGGCGCCCUGCUGCUGCACCACCAGGACCUCAUCCAGGGCGGGGCUUUCCUUCGCCUGCUCCUCGCUGUCCUCCGCUUGCCCCUCCCCGCCCUCCUCCCUCUGCCUCUCCCCCCUCUCCCCUGCCCGCCUUCCAACCCCACUCAUUCCUCCAUCUCGUCUCCCCUUCCCUCCGCCUCCCCCUCCGAUGGCCCGUCACUCCAAGCCGUGCCGCCAGAGGCCCUGGUGGCGGCUAUUUCUCGCUGCAAGAGCCGAGCCAUUCAGAUGUUCCUUACAGUCAGUGAGGCGGACGGCUCCACCUUUCUUGAUGACGUGGCAGCCAAUCCAGCCUCGUUACAGCUGGCGCACUGUGUAACAAAAGAGAUCCUCUCUCUCCUGCACGCCACGGCCAUCGCCAACGUUGACCUCACAGCCCGCCUCCUCUCCCACCACACGCCCUCCUCCUCUUCCACCUCCUUUCCCCCACCACACGCGCCUCUCCCCUGUGGUCGGCUGAGUGUCAACGUGCUGCGGGCGGCAGAGGUGCUUUCAGACGACUCCAGCUUCCGCCCCUUUUUCAUGCUGCAUGCCGCGCCUCUUCUCGUGCAUCUGCUCGCCCUCCCGUCGCCUGCCUUUGCCUCACGCUGGCUAUACGGGCCACUCACGCGGGCAAUUGUGGCCCGAGAGGCCGACGCCUUCGUCCUCUUCCGCCCCUUCCCUUCUCUCGGCCUCGCCCUCCAUCUCACCCACUCACGCUCACACUCCCUCAACCGCUGCUCCUCACCCUUGCACCGCACCUGUGCUGUCGCUCCUGCUGUGCCCGGCCAUGGGGAGGAGAAAAGGAAGGGGGGUGAAGGGGUGGGGAGUGGCAAAUGUGGGUUGAGCGGUGUGGAGGAUUCGACAGAGACACUUUCUUCUGGCCCGUUCUCGUAUUCUGAGGGAGGGCUUGUGGCUGUAACGAGGGCUGCCUAUAAGGAGGCAGCUGGGUCAAAAAGCCGCAGUGGCAGCCGGGGCAGUAGAGAAAGGGGGGUUGGUCCAGGAGAUGGCAGAAGUGUUGGGAAGCUUCGAGGAAACUUUCAGUUUUGCCGAGUUGAUGAACAGAUGGUGGGAAGGAAGAGAAAUGAGGAGAGCGAGAACGAGAGUGAGAAAAGGAAGCGAGGGAGUGAUGAAGGCAAGGAAGAGAGUGACUGGGCGGAGGGGGUGAUAUGGUUGGAGGGAGGGGAGGGUGGGGUAGCAGCAGAGGCAGACGGGGCGAGUGGGUGGGCGUCGAAUGGGGGAGCAGCGAAGGCGCAGGGAGGAGGGAGGAGUGGGAUGGGAAGGGGAGGGGGGGAAGAGGGUGGAGGUACGGGUAGAGAUGCCGGGGGCGAGGGCGUGGUGGGGAGUGGGUGGCAGAGUGUGGUGCUGCUGGUGAAGCUGUUCGCCAAUCUGCACUGCUUCGACCCCAACCUCUGCCCUGGCGAGCAGCGCCACCAGUUCCUCAACCUUGUUGUCUCUGCCAUCCGCCACCAGGGACCCUUCCCGCCCGCACCUGGGGAGGGUGCAGCUGGGGAGGGCGCAGCUGGGGAGGGCGCAGCUGGGGAGGGUGCACCGCAUGGGGGCGGCAGCGACAAGGUGGCAGAAAGGGAGGGGCAGAGGGAGCGAGCAGAGGCAGAGGCGGCAGUGGGCAUGUGUGAGAACUUGUGUGAGUCACGGCAUGGCAUGGCAUGGCGCUGUUGUCAGUUCGCCAGUGCCCUGCACGCUGCCAUCUGCCCCCACCCCUCGCCUCAUCAGCACGAGAAUGCGGGAGUGAAAGCGGUGGGGGAGCGGCACGGGGCUUGGCUGGCUGCUUUACAGGGGAGGUGGGACAGGCAGGAGCGGUGGCAGCGACUGCAGCCGGCACACGAGGAGGAGGAUGGCGGGGACGGGGGUGUGGAAGAGGCAUAA
Molecule: messenger RNA, 6003 nt
Organism: Closterium sp. Naga37s-1
Lineage: Eukaryota; Viridiplantae; Streptophyta; Zygnematophyceae; Desmidiales; Closteriaceae
Source: the annotation of a GenBank genome assembly